Molecule: messenger RNA, 715 nt
Organism: Schistosoma turkestanicum
Lineage: Eukaryota; Metazoa; Platyhelminthes; Trematoda; Strigeidida; Schistosomatidae
Source: the annotation of a GenBank genome assembly
GUGAAUUAAUCAAUGUCAUUUCAAAUGGACCAUCUAUAUCACUUAAAGAUAAUAUUUGUGCAGUAUUUGGUCAUACACAGUUAGAUAAUCUUGUUGAAUUGGAAGAAAUUCUCAUUAUUCCAGAAGAUAUUUGUGAAGAGUUCAAUAUAAAAUCUUCGUCUAUUGAACAUUCUAUCAAAAUAUCUGGAUAUGUGAGUAAACCUCCUGAUCCUUCUUCUACAAGUAUCACAUCUUCCCUUAUCAAUGAUUCAUCACCAUUAUCAUCGGCUAACCGACGUCGAACAUCAACAACUAUUGGUUAUUCUUCAUCGGAACGUCAAUUUAUUUAUAUUAAUGGACGACCGUGUGAUUUGCCGAAAAUCGCACGUCUGGCUACUGAUUUAUGGCGACGUUGUUCCAAAGAAGCUUAUUCAUCUAUAGCCGGUGGCAUAAGUUUACCUAAUCGAAGUACUGUUAAUACAUUUCCGGUACUGAUACUUUUGUUUACAAUGCCUACACAAUCUGUUGAUAUAAAUUUAACUCCGGACAAACGAACUUUAUUACUACAUCAUGAAAAUUAUGUAAUGGCUUUAACUAAAGCAACUUUAGUGAAAACUUUAUUUCAUUCAACUGGUAUGGAUAUUAGUAGGCUAUCACAAUCACGUAUUGAUUUUGACCAAUCACAAAUUAUCACUGGCUACGAUCGAUUGGAUGAGACAUCUCAAAUGAAUUGUGU